Messenger RNA from Arachis duranensis, 1182 nucleotides. Its product is annotated as vacuolar-sorting protein BRO1. The coding region runs from base 49 to 1182 and encodes 377 amino acids. The record is from RefSeq and is a predicted model, not a curated record. Gene Ontology annotation, biological process: negative regulation of stress fiber assembly. The transcript has 2 exons. NCBI's taxonomy places the organism in Eukaryota, Viridiplantae, Streptophyta, Magnoliopsida, Fabales, Fabaceae.
CAAAUCCAAUUCCAAUUCUGGGUUCCUAAUUGUAUCAUUGACGUCGCCAUGAACAACGAUGAUGGGGUGCUGUCAAUCCCAUUGAAGAAGACUGAUCCGGUGGAGCUGUACCUGCCGUUACGUAAGUUGGUAGCCUCAAAAUAUUCGGAGAGCGAUGCACAAAAAGUUGAAAGCGUUUUCGAAACCCUAAACAAAUGCCGCAGGGACAUGGUGGAGCGUAGAGCAGACCUCUCCCUUCCCAUGCAACGUGACUGCCUCAUCCAUUACUUCAAAUGCCUUUCCAUGGUUGAGCCACUCUUCACCUCUAUCUCUUCCGACGCCGACCCCAUCGUCUUUGUCUGGUACGACGCCUUCAAACCUGACCAUAAAGAUGGGGUCUCCUCACAGAGCAACGACAUCCAAUUGGAGAAGGCCGCUGUUGUCUUCAACCUCGGAGCCAUCUACAGCCAGAUUGCUGCCUCUUGCGACCGUACCACCGCCCUUGGCCGUCACCUUGCAAUCGAAGCCUUCAAAGUUGCCGCCAAUUUCUUCCGCAAACUCGGGCAGGUUUUUGCCAAGGACGUGGUCUCCGCCACCCUCGAUUUAACUCUCCUCUUCGCCGAUUUUCUGCACCUCCUCUUCUCCACUCAGGCUUCCGAGCUCGAAUUACACGAACUCCUCAACAAAAACGACGCCAGUUACGCUUUCCAACAACACCGAUGUGCCCUAGCGUUUAUAUCGGUUUAUGAGCUUCAUCGUAGAGCGUAUGCAACGAUAAGGAAUGAUUCGGCUGCACGGAAACAUUUGCGCUCUUUUGACCGGACCUGGUUAACUCGUUUUUACCAGAAGGUGGCAUUCUUAUACGCGGAGGCUCGUCAGAGGGAAUCAUCCAUCCUACCCCAAUCCGAGCGACCUCAUGUUUAUUCAAGGGUCGAAUCUUGUGCUCUUGAUCAUGAUGCAGAAUGUGUCACUGAGAUAUUAGUUAGAGAGAUUUGCUCGAGGAAAACCCAGCUAUACGACAUACAAACCCGAAUGUACGUUGACCUCAUCCUCUCCGAGUACAAUCCUUUCAAGAUUAUGAAGGAUGGAAAGUUGGUGGCUUACCCAUGGGAUAUGCCUCCUCCUUAUCCAACAGAUUCGUUUUCUUCUUCGUCCUUGUCGGAUAUUCUUGGAUUCCUUCCUUUGAAGAAGACUGACCCUUGA